GUUGUUUGCUAUUUAAUAAUCAUUUUGGACUGGGUUUACAAUGGAUGUCGGCAUCUUUAGAGUCAGGUAGAGAACGAGACUGCUUAGGUGUAGAAAUUGGAACUGAUCCUAGGCAGUUGUAUUGUUCGUAUAUCUUUCAUCCAGGCCAAUUUCAAUUAUCAGUCAUAAAUAAAGCACUUAGUAUAUAUAGCCGUCAACCACUACUGAAUGAACUAAAUAUGUCCGCUUCCAUACUUAAGGAAAAAGUGUGUCAGGCUGUGGAAUUAGAGAUUCAUUCAGAAGUUGAAAUGUGCGAAAUAAAAUGAUGAUGUUUAUCUUGAAAUUGCUAGCAGAUGCUGGUCAAGAUUUUAUUCAUGCUGUUUGCAAUAUCAUUUAUCAGGAGCACGACCAUUAGGCCUUGUUACAUUAGAUCAAUCUUGUGGAGCUGCAUUAGUUCGCAGAUCCUUAAUAUCCAUCAUCAGACCAGUAGAACCUAUUGAACAUCUAGUUCUUUGUGGUGACUAUAAUACCACUGUACAGAAUUUUUCCUGCACUCCAUAUCUAAUGAAUAAACCAGGAUUGAAAGAGUUAAUUAAAUUGAUAUCUGGUCUUGUUAUGAUUGAAAGAAGGCUUCCUGAUGAAGUCAAAAGCGUUAUGGAAACUGAUUUAUAUAAAUUAAAGAAGCCAUCAUUGAUAAUAACAGAAUUGGUGACUAGUCUGAAGAUGAGAGAGGACGAGGCAGUAUUCUCAAUGGAAUUUUUGGAUGAACUGUGGCAACAAGUGGGUUCUUUAGAAAGCCUGAAUGAAGCAAUUAAUCUUUUGUUAAGCAUUUUAGAUAUUGAGCAAAAUGAAUAUGGUGCUAUAUUCAAUGACAUCAGUAAACAAGCUUUUUCAUCGAUGUCAGUAAGUCAUUUGUACGGCAGUCAUUUUGGCAUGUCUCUGAUUGUGGAAUCACUACGUCAAGUUGCUACAAUCAGUUUGUGUAGAAAUAUGUUAAUAUUGUUGCAACUUAUGGCUGAAGCAGAUUAUGGCAAUAAUGCUUUUCUGCAAUCAACACAACUGCAUAUCCAGGUUCUUCUUCAAAUUUAUCAUAUCAUGUUAUGGCUUUGUGAAACACCUACUAGUCCAACUCUGCCUACAAAUAUGCUUGAAAGCAGUAUUCUCCGUUUCUCUUCUUUGCAAUUGAAAACAAAUCUCCCAUCACCAAUAUCAGUUUCAAGAAGAACUUUAACACUGCUUGAAUUAUUUUUGAUGGGUGUUGGAGCUUCUAAAGUACUGAUCGAUAUGUCCAAAUUCAAAAUAAAUAAUAUUGAGUCAUGGCAUUCUUCAAUGCUGUCGUAUAUUCAUAUUCUAUUGAAGAUAAUCUGGCCUCUUAAUGACAAAUUUGCAUUUAGCGAAUGGCUUGUUGGCAGUGCACAACAUUUAUUACUCCAAGAAUAUGUGCGUUUGCUUUAUUGGUGUGAUUGGAACUAUUGCAGUCGUAUUAAAUUAUUUGAAGAACAUGGAGCAUCAGAUUGUAUAAUAACUUUGGCAAAAACAGCAAUUGACAUUGCUCCUGCAGAUGAUCCAAAUGUUGCUAUGUUUCACUCCACUCAUGUUUAA
Ctenocephalides felis (cat flea) is the source of this 1581-nucleotide messenger RNA. RefSeq names its product nuclear pore complex protein Nup160 homolog. The transcript has 10 exons. The record is from RefSeq and is a predicted model, not a curated record. NCBI's taxonomy places the organism in Eukaryota, Metazoa, Arthropoda, Insecta, Siphonaptera, Pulicidae. The coding region runs from base 544 to 1581 and encodes 345 amino acids. Gene Ontology annotation, molecular function: structural constituent of nuclear pore. Gene Ontology annotation, cellular component: nuclear pore.